AUGAGCGAGGCGGCGCUGAAGCGCGAGAUUACCUUGCAAGAGGCGUCUGAGGUGGUGGACAACAAAUCGCAAGUGUUCCCCAAGUCCCCGACCGACACGAGGGAUGGGACGCACGGGGUGUUCGCCGCCACGGAGCCGUUCGAACAUUCCAUCUCUCUGUGCACUAAGGUCUCUGUCUACGUCACCCUCGCCUUGUUCUUUCUCUUCGCGCGCGUGCGUGAAGGCUAUCGCCAGUUCUUCCCGAGCGAUGGGAGCUACGUGCGCCCCGGCUACGCCCCGAUUGUGAAGGACUUCGACCACUACUGGAACCGCCGCUUUUACCGCCGCGUCCGCGACUGCUUCAUGCGCCCGAUCGACUCUCGCCCCUCGCGUGUUAUUGGACUGAUGGAGCGCGUGUCGAAGGACAACAACCAAACGUUCGAGUACAGCGGUCGCAUUGUGCCCGCGGUGAACAUGGGCUCGUACAACUACCUCGGCUUCGCCGAGGACACGCAGAGCAUCACGCACGAUGUUCUAGAUUCGAUCGACGACUACGGCCUCGCCUCAUGCAGCGCGCCGCAGGAGUUAGGCCAAAGCGCCCUCGUGUCUCGCCUCGAGCGCGAGUUCGCCGAGUUCCUCGGAAAGGGGGACGCCAUUGUGUGCGGCAUGGGCUUCGCCACGAACUUCCGCGGCCUCCCCACCCUCUUCGGAAAGGAGACGCUGGUGCUCUCUGACAGCCUCAACCACUCCUCGCUCGUCAACGGCGUGCGCUCGUCUGGCGCAAAGGUAAAGGUCUUUCAGCAUAAUCACUUUGGUCAGGUGGAGAAGUGCCUGCGUGAAGGCGUAGUGCUCGGCCAGGACCCAUGCGGCGAGUACAAGCCGUACAAGCGCAUCGUCAUCAUCAUUGAGGGCAUCUACAGCAUGGAAGGCGAGAUUGUCAACCUUAGGAAGUUCGUGGAGCUGAAGAAGAAGUACAAGGCUCUGCUCUUCCUGGACGAGGCGCACUCCAUCGGCGCUAUUGGUCGCACUGGCCGCGGUGUGUGCGAGCACACCGGCGUCGACCCCAAGGACGUUGACGUGCUCAUGGGUACCUUCACGAAGAGCUUCGGCUCCAUCGGCGGCUACAUCGCAGCCGACAAGCCGCUCGUUCGUUACCUCCGCCAGCAUAGUUCCAUCGCCCUGCACUGCGAUCCCCUGGCACCGCCGUGCGCGCAGCAGGUGCUGUCGGUGCUGCACGUGCUGCUCGGCAAGGACGGUACGGACCUCGGCGCGAAGCGCAUCCGUCAGCUCAAAGAUAACUCGUCGUUUUUUCGUCGCGGGUUGAUGGACCUGGGCCUGGUGGUGCUGGGCGAUGACAGCAGCCCGGUGGUGCCGGUGAUGUGCUACAGUAUCGGCAGGCUUAGCGCCCUCUCCCGCCUGUGCCUGGAGCGCGGUGUCGCUAUUGUCAUCGUCGGCUACCCGGCAACGCCGGUCCUGCUGGGCCGCGUGCGCUUUUGCGUCUCGGCCUGCCACACGCGCGAGGACCUCCAGCGCACCCUUGAUGUGCUAAAGGAGCUCAAGGGCUACGUCUGCAUGGAAGACAGCACGAACCCGCUGCGGUAA
This is a messenger RNA of Leishmania mexicana MHOM/GT/2001/U1103, 1581 nucleotides long. RefSeq names its product putative serine palmitoyltransferase. The coding region runs from base 1 to 1581 and encodes 526 amino acids. Gene Ontology annotation, cellular component: serine palmitoyltransferase complex. Gene Ontology annotation, biological process: ceramide biosynthetic process; sphingosine biosynthetic process. The record is from RefSeq and is a predicted model, not a curated record. Lineage: Eukaryota; Euglenozoa; Kinetoplastea; Trypanosomatida; Trypanosomatidae. The transcript has a single exon. Gene Ontology annotation, molecular function: serine C-palmitoyltransferase activity; pyridoxal phosphate binding.